Pecten maximus is the source of this 1189-nucleotide messenger RNA. Its product is annotated as hydroxylysine kinase-like. NCBI's taxonomy places the organism in Eukaryota, Metazoa, Mollusca, Bivalvia, Pectinida, Pectinidae. Gene Ontology annotation, molecular function: amino acid kinase activity. The record is from RefSeq and is a predicted model, not a curated record. The coding region runs from base 148 to 855 and encodes 235 amino acids. The transcript is spliced from 4 exons.
UAUUAGGACAGGGCUUUUCCCGAAUUAAAGUGGUCAAAACUGGACAAUGCAAGCAGAACUUGACCAUCGCAUUGCUGUGAUAGAACUUUUGGAAGACCAGAUAAUGCAUCUAGACUAAGGAAGGUAACACGACGAAAAGUGGUGGUCAUGACUUACAUCCGGGGAACUGUAUUGGCCGACCUCUCCGUGACCUGGGAUAUGCUACACAAAUUGGGGAAUCUUACAGGAAAAUUAAACCUUCGUAUGCAAUCGUUCCCUAACACUGACAAUCUUAACUACGACAGUAUGUGGAAGCUGUCUGAGAUUGGACAGCUCCUCGGCUUGGUACACUACGCCCCUAGUAAGAAACUCCAGGCCAUCUCAUUGGACAUCAUCACGGAAUUUAACUCAAAGGUUGCCCCUAAUAUGCAGACAUUCCAGACAGGGCUUAUCCACCAUGACAUGGGGCCACAAAAUAUCGUUAUGACACAGAACACCGACUCUACAUGGAAAGUGGCAGCAGUUUUGGAUUUCGGGGACGUCUGUACUUCCUGUUACGUAUUUGAGGUAGCCAUAAUGCUUUCAUCCAUUUUUAUGAACCAAUCCUCACGUUCACUGAAAUUAUCUGAAAUGGCCUUGACCCAGGACACGUUGUUUGAAUCCUAUACCGCAGUGAUGCCUUUGUCGGAAAUUGAAGAGUCGGUUUUAGACGUUUGUGUUAAGUCUCGUGUUCUACAAUGUAGUCUUAUUGGAGAAAAGACGCGAGAAACAGACCCAGAAAAUAAGUAUAUUGGAAACUAUAUUUGCUGGGAUGUCCUAGAAAAAUUGGAAUCGCUAGCAAGGAGAGACGGCAAUGUAAAGUCCCGUCGGGAAUGAAAACUAUGAAACGACUAAAUCGAAUAUACAGUGUAUGUAAUGGAUAUAGAACAGAGUUUGAUAGAUAGUCUAAUUCAUUGUGGGAGUAGAUUUAUCCUGUUACAACGUUUUAUUUUGUUUCUAGCUUACCGAGAACUUUCGAUGGCCAUUGCCCAGCUGGAUCAUUCAAGUGUUUGACACUAGGUGGCGUCUUAUUACAAAAUCAAACGAACAAAGAUAAAAAAAAAAUCUUACUAGUUUUAAUCUGUUGAUUUAGCUGAUGCGGAACGGGUUUAAUAAUAUUUCCUCUUGAUAUUAAUUAACAUGUUGAACGAUUAAACAGUUUUCACAUUUU